Molecule: messenger RNA, 670 nt
Organism: Galleria mellonella (greater wax moth)
Lineage: Eukaryota; Metazoa; Arthropoda; Insecta; Lepidoptera; Pyralidae
Exons: 5
Coding region: 101-670 (189 amino acids)
Source: RefSeq, a predicted model, not a curated record
GGUUGUGGCUGUAUUGCCAUAAACUGAAUCGAAAAUAGUCGCACGCCAAUUUUUCGCCACACACACAUUUGAAUCGUCGAUUGUGUAUUGCUAAAACAAAAUGCAUGACAUCGUUGCAUUAGCUACGAGAUCGGGUAAUUACGAUUAUGAUGACAUUGAUGCAAAUAAAAGACAUUCUUUCAUCGAUGACAGAAGAAACUGGAGGAAGAAAGCGUUACAGAAUCCUUCAGAAUUUGAACACAAAGACUGGAAUGAUAAAAAGAGACGUUAUGAUAAUCCAAGAUACGUAGAUGAUCCAGAGUCGAAAUUAUUAAGUAAUUUAGAUAGACCGCGAGAACUAGACUUAUCAUCAAGUUAUAGAGGACAAAGACACUACGAUAAUCUAGACAAAGCAACCAUAUUCAAGAGUAGCGAAACAGUACAUUCUUCAGCAUACUUGGAUAAUGAUGCUGAUAAGAAGAAUACUAUUGGAACCAUGAACUGUGAAAGGCCACAUGAAAAAUAUGAAACCUGUUUCGCUGGAUGUGCAGCAAUUACCUGUGACAACCCGCGCGAUAGACUACAGCCAUGUUACCCCUUCUGUGAGGCUGGCUGUAUAUGUAUGCCUCCAUACGUACGAGAUGAUCGAACGCAUAAGUGUGUAUUACCUGAUGACUGUACCAACAUCUAG